Molecule: messenger RNA, 954 nt
Organism: Colletotrichum gloeosporioides
Lineage: Eukaryota; Fungi; Ascomycota; Sordariomycetes; Glomerellales; Glomerellaceae
Product: Nitrogen metabolite repression protein nmr
Exons: 3
Coding region: 1-954 (317 amino acids)
Source: RefSeq, a predicted model, not a curated record
AUGUCGCAAAAGAAGAUCAUUACUGUUCUGGGUGCCACUGGUAAGCAGGGAGGCUCGGUUGUGGACACCUUCCUCAACGACCCCAGGCUGAAUGGCUACUGGACUGUCCGCGGCGUCACUCGCGACACCAGCAAGGAAGCCUCUCGGCGCCUGUCGGGUUUGGGAGUCGAGAUGGUUUCGGCGGACCUGAACAACAAAGAUUCACUGGUGAAGGCUUUCAAGGGGUCAUACGCCGUGUUCGCCGUGACCAACUACUGGGAGACGCUAGACAUGCAGGUGGAGAUCCAGCAGGGCAAGAACAUCGCCGACGCUUCCAAGGAAACGGACGUAAAGUUCCUCAUCUGGAGCUCGCAGCUCAACAUCAAGAAGCUUUCCAACGGCGUGUUGUCGGACCUUUACCAUUUUGACAGCAAGGCUAUCGUGGAAGAGUACAUUCGUGAGCUCGGCAUCCCAGCGACGUUCUUCCUCCCGGGCUUCUACAUGUCCAACGUUCCCGGUGCGAUGUUCCGUCCAUCGGCGGAGGACGGCGCUUGGACAUUCGCUCUCCCCAUCCCUCCCACCGCUAUCUUCCCCAUGUAUUACACCGGCGAUACGGGCAAAUACAUCAAGGGAGCAGUCUUGCAUGAGAAGGAAGUCCUCGGAAAGCGUAUUCUGGGCGCGACUGCGUGUAUGACGGGUCAGGAGAUCGUGGACGGAUUCAAGGGGGUGUUUCCCGAGAGCGGCAAGACGGCUCGCUACUACCAGCUUUCAGAGGACCAGUUCCGCGGUGCCAUGAAGGCUCGGAAUAGCCCGGAGUAUGUGAUUGACGAGAUGCAUCAGAACAUGCGUCUGCUGGAUGAGUUUGGGUACUAUGGUAGAGAGUCUCUUGACUGGACGCAUCAGCUGGUGGAGGAUCGCUUGACUACCUGGGAGGAGUUUGCCAAGGCUGAUCCGGGUUUUGCUUCAGCAAGAUAG